This is a messenger RNA of Vicia villosa (hairy vetch), 2381 nucleotides long. RefSeq lists its product as uncharacterized. Lineage: Eukaryota; Viridiplantae; Streptophyta; Magnoliopsida; Fabales; Fabaceae. The transcript is spliced from 6 exons. The record is from RefSeq and is a predicted model, not a curated record. Bases 480 to 1367 code for a protein of 295 amino acids.
UAAAACUCAAAUAGACGAACAAAAUAUCUAUACACAAUAACAGCUAUUAUUAAUGGAAAGUAAGUCGAUAUAAGAAGAAAAAAAAGUGAAGUGAACAUCAUAUAUCUACAAUAUAAGAAAGUUUACUGAUCUGGAAAGUACGAUUCUGCCCCUUUGCUUCCACAGUCUGCCACUUGUACACCUUCUUUGCUCUGCUUUUGUGGAACUAUACAAUAAAGUCUGUUUCAAACUUCACCUUUACAAAAAUUUAAAUCUAAUAAUUUUAUAUUGCUAGCUUUCUUGGUAAACGGGAUUAUAAUCUUUCCCAUACUCAACCUCUCCAUAAGGUCUUUUCGAUAGGUUUUUUUUAUCUCUCUUUCUAUCUACCACUCUCUGCUGUAUCUCCAUCUCUCACCUCUUUUGAAAACUGCGCCAGCUCCAAUCUUCAACAUCUUCAUCUUCUAUCUUCAACAUCUUCAUCUUCUAUCUUCAACCUCUGCAUGGCUCGUCCGAUGGAAAAAAUUGUUGACAUCAACGACACCAAGGAGUUGUGGAAAGUGGCGGUGAGAGUUGCUCAUAAGUGGAAGGUUGUAUCGAACAACAAAGAGCACUUUGAGAUGAUCUUCCAAGACAGAGAGGGCUGUGAUAUACACGUUGUUGUUCCAACUGCAUGCAUGGCCGCGUACAAUGAGAAGUUUGAGGUGGACCGCACCUAUACUGUCUCAAAUUUUGCGGUUCAGUCUAAUAACUUACUUUUCAAACCAAGCUCCCACAAGUUCUUGGUGAAGCUUACUGGAGGAACUGCGGUUGGUGAUGUUGACAAACAUGACAUACCCCUCAAACCACGCCCCUUCACCAGUUUCCCUGACAUCAUUAACGGAAACUUUCAGAAGAAUGUACUCAUUGAUGUUAUUGGUAUGCUCGAGAGUGUUGGGUAUCAACAGACGCAAAGUGGCGGAAAAAAAUGUCAGGCUAAUUUUCUACUGAGGGAUGCAAGCAACAACACCAUUAAUUGCACCCUCUGGGAAGACUAUGCCAAACAGUUUUUUAAGUUUACCGAGGACAAAUCUGCUACAAGUGGGCCUAUUAUUGUUUUGAUUCAGUUUGCAAAAGUUAAAGAAGCUGGCCACUACCCUCUCUCCGUUACCAACACAUUCCAUGUUACCAAGCUCCUUAUCAAUUCAGAUCUCCCUGUUGUCAAGGAAUUCCUUAACAGUUUCCCAAAGGAAUCCUUACGUGUUGUUUCCACACAGCUAACCUCUCAGUCUCAACAAUACUCCCGCACAUCGACAAAUGAUAACGGUGGACAAUGUCAUAUGCAGAAGUUGCUGAAAGGUGCUAUUUCAGUUCCACAGACGCAUGAUACUUUCUACUUACAUGCCCGGUAGCAAACGUCGGAUUCUGUUGUUUCCCUUUGCCUUUCCCACGGACUACUGGAAUUUCAUCGUCUUCCUCGACCAUGGGUUCUGUUUUCACCUUCGUUCUUUCAAUUUCUUCCAUCGCAGCUAUACUUUCUUUUUUCACACGUCGUGCCUCUUCCAGCAUUUGUCUCAGAACAUAACUGCGUGUCCGUUUGAAAUUCUUUUGUGUUGAAACAACACAUUCUUCAUCUCUGCAUACGAAAAAUAUAGCUUCAUGAAUAUAUGACCGACAAUACUUUUAACACAUAUCUAAUACCCAUUUACAGCCACAUGCAAGACAAAAUAAAAGUACAAAUCGACCGUUAGUGUAACAGACCGAUAAACCCAUCAACACAUCUCUAUUUCGCAUAUAUAUUCACAUGCAACAGAAAAUAUAACUCCAAAAACUGAGUUAAUAUAACAGACCGAUAAACUAUGGGCAUAUAAAUACACAUGCAAUAGAGAACAAAACUCCAAAUCGUCAUUGCAUGUAACUUUUCGCCAUAACAAUUAGUUUACGGCGAUGAUCGGAAAAGAAAACUUUCAAAGAACAACAACGCUUCCACUGGAGUUUACAACAACUAAAGAGUAAAAUACCUUGCUUGGUUUGGGUUAACCGUAUCUGGGUUGUGCUUCGCUGCCAUUGAUUCCGUGAACUGACUUGCCAUUUUACUCUCAGAAAGGGUUGAGGGAGACAAAGCGAUUAGGGUAUUCCUUUUAUCUCAACAAAUGCGUUUUACAAAUAAUAACUUCUGUUUCCAACUAAUGAGCGUUACAUUUCCAAAAUCCGACCAUUAAUGUCUUUUACUUCAACAUUAAUUUCUUUAUGUUGUUUCUUAUUCCAUAAUAAACAAACCUUUUCUUUUAAUUCCAAAUUUAAUUUUUUAUAUUAUUUAUUAAUUAACCUAUGACAAACGUUUUUUGUUAAUUAUUUGUUCACGUCUAUUUCUUUAUUUUUUUUAUUAUAUUACUUGAUUACCACUACUUUUUAUUGUAGAUUAA